UUCGUUCUGCCCAAUCGACUACCAGUCGUCAAAGCGUCUCUUGUACACUCUCACGUACUGUCUCUGCAUCGAGUCAAAGUCUUGUUUUCGCCCUUCACAUCCACAACUGUGAACUGUUUUUAUUACAAUUUGAAAGAACUCUCGUCCGCGUUUUGAGAGAUGGCACGUACAAAGCAGACUGCAAGAAAGUCAACUGGAGGUAAGGCACCUCGUAAACAGCUUGCCACCAAAGCAGCACGUAAGAGUGCCCCUUCAACCGGAGGAGUCAAGAAACCCCAUCGUUACAGGCCCGGUACAGUCGCCCUAAGAGAAAUUAGGCGUUACCAGAAGUCCACUGAGUUGCUGAUCCGUAAAUUGCCAUUUCAGAGAUUGGUUCGUGAAAUUGCACAGGAUUUCAAAACAGAUCUUCGUUUCCAAAGUGCUGCCAUUGGUGCUCUUCAGGAAGCAUCAGAGGCUUACUUAGUGGGUCUCUUUGAAGAUACCAACUUGUGUGCUAUCCAUGCUAAGCGUGUUACCAUUAUGCCGAAAGACAUCCAGUUGGCCAGACGAAUCCGUGGAGAGAGAGCAUAAAUCUUUCAACACCCUAAAAAAUCUCAUUUUUUUGUUAAAUUCUUUUUUUUCUUCUUUUCAAUUGGCAUCAGAGCAUUUUCACUGCCGUCUGGAUGUAACGUGUGAUGACAAGUAGUUCCAGACUGUUAACUUUUUUUAUAUAUAUUACUUAUUUUUUGUAAAUUCAUUUUUAAGUAAAAAAGAAACAAACACUGAAAUGUACCUUUUGUUUGCCUGGUGUCAGGUUAGACUGAAUGUUUUAGGUUUAGCCUGUUUCACAAAUUGUAAAACCAAUCAAAUUGAUAAGUAGAUUAAAAAAACUACAUUCAUCAUUAUUGUGUGUGUUAUUUUACAUUAUUUGUAAUUUUAUAUAAUUAUAUGUUCCAUAGAGAGACAUAAUUAGGUAUUCAUUUUUUGUUUAAUUUCUAUAUGAUUAAGAAUAAUUUAAAAUGCCGUAGGGUUUGGUGUCAACGGAUUCUAAAUAUUUGGAUUCAUUAUAAAGUUACAAAGCCUUGCAAUAAAUUUAUUUAAACAUUAUUUCCCAUAACUUAUAUAUAAACAUGUAGUGUAAUCAUUCAUUACUUAAUUUAAUAUUAAAACAAUAGGUAAU
Messenger RNA from Cimex lectularius (bed bug), 1159 nucleotides. RefSeq names its product histone H3.3. Gene Ontology annotation, molecular function: protein heterodimerization activity; DNA binding; structural constituent of chromatin. Gene Ontology annotation, cellular component: nucleosome. The transcript has 4 exons. Lineage: Eukaryota; Metazoa; Arthropoda; Insecta; Hemiptera; Cimicidae. The coding region runs from base 160 to 570 and encodes 136 amino acids. The record is from RefSeq and is a predicted model, not a curated record.